Molecule: messenger RNA, 2539 nt
Organism: Centruroides sculpturatus (bark scorpion)
Lineage: Eukaryota; Metazoa; Arthropoda; Arachnida; Scorpiones; Buthidae
Product: protein toll-like
Exons: 1
Coding region: 128-2482 (784 amino acids)
Molecular function (GO): protein binding
Source: RefSeq, a predicted model, not a curated record
GUCACAGACGUCAGAAGAAAGUAGUAACACUACUAAAUAUGUAAAUACGGCUUGACUAUUAUGUAUUGUUCGUCGACUGUUUUUGCCGCUCUUUGUGUCGAAUGAAUUAGAAUUUUCGUCGGACCAGAUGAGGUUUGUUAUCGUUUUGCAAUUACUAUUUUUAGUGGUAAAUUCUUGUCAAGAGUUUUGGAAAAGUUGGGAAAAUGUUUCUUGUACGUCAUCGGCAGAUAUCUGCUACGAAUCAAAGAACUUUUCCUCCGUUGAAAUAUUUAAUCAAACCUUAACCAUCGAGUGCGGCAAAAAAACGAUUGACUCUCGUUUGAUGCGCUGUUUGGACGUUAAAAAUGUACAAGAGAUAUUAUUUGAAGAUUGUUUUUUGUCCGGAGAUGACUUUGGAAUAUUUACGUUUGGACAUCGAAUCGAACACGUCAAGAUAUUUCACUCAACAAAUGUGUAUGAAAGAAUGUACGAGAGCGCCUCGUUUAAUAACAUGUCCACUUUGCGAUCUGUCGUAAUACGAGGCGUGAAGACGUCGCAACUUCUAAAUUUAACAUUUCGCAAUGUUCCAUCGCUGACUUCAUUGAGAAUUGAACUAUAUAACUUCACUUUAUUUCCCAACAAACCUUUCCGAGAGUUAAUUAAUCUUUCCAAAUUAUACAUCACGUAUGGUAACUUACGAGUUUUACGCAAAGAUCUAUUUUAUAAUCUUCACAAUUUGACAAAACUCGACUUAAGUUACAAUAAAAUUAAAUCGAUUCAUCCAUUUGUCUUUAGAAAUCUCGCCCGAUUGGAAUAUUUGGAUUUACAAUGGAAUCCGAUAAAGGAUUUACCCGGUGACACGUUAAAAAGCCUUUAUAAUUUAAGGACAUUUAAUAUUAGUUGGAACCAUGAAUUAUCACAAAUUCCGUCCGGAUUCUUUAAGAAACUGUACAACUUGACUGAAAUAAAUGCAUAUGGUUGUUCUGUUUCUUCACUCGAAGAAGAUGUAUUUUCUGACUUAAUUAAUUUGAGAACCGUCAAUUUAGGUUUCAACCGAAUUCAACAUCUCCCGCCAAAUCUUCUAAGAAAUAACAAACUGCUGAGACGAUUUUCCUUUUUGUAUAAUAAAAUAUCAACACUUCCUUCAGGAAUAUUUAAUGGACUUUCUGAACUGCGAGUGUUAGAGUUGGAGGGAAACCGGAUAGAAAAUCUUCCCGAAGAUGUUUUUCAGAAUUUGUCGCCAUUACAGAUUCUCGAUUUAUCACAAAAUCGCCUGACAUUUUUACACGAAAACAUCUUUCGCCCAUUGACUAAUUUAACGCAUCUCGAUCUGUCUAAUAACAGUUUAAUUACAAUUAUUGGUAAGAGUCUUUUUGGUAACAGCAAGCAUCUGCGUACUCUCCGUUUAAAGAAUGUUGGUUUGACACAAUGGCCGGUGUUAAAUUGGUCAGAAUACGACUUGACGUACGUCGAUUUCUCAAAUAAUCAUUUUGAAAUCGUGAAAUUGCCAAUUUACACACCAAAUCCUAUACAAAUGGAUUUGUCUAAUUGUAAAAUCAGAACAAUUUACGUGGAUGACAGGCGAUAUGGAUUUCAAAUGCCGACUUAUGAUUUAAAUAAUAACGAAAUUACUUGUGACCACGAACUGCAGCAAUUCGUUUCUGUCUUUAAAUCAAAUAGAAAAAUAGCGAGGACAAUGUUUCCAAAUAUAGAGAAGACGAAAUGUUACGGAGAAGAAAAAGUUUUGCUGGAUAAUACAUCUCUGGUAGUCAUAGGAAAUUAUUGUCCGAUGAAUUGCGAAUGUUCUUUCGAACAGAAUCACGUGAUGGUCAAUUGUUCCGGAAGGGAAAUGGAUAGAAUACCCGAAGUGGUCCUCCCAAAUACGAUGAUUGUCGAUUUGAGUAAUAAUUAUAUAAAGGAUUUGUCAGAUAUCGAUUAUGUGACGUGGAAAAACGUCACCCGUCUACGUCUAAGUAAUAAUUCGAUAAGUAACAUUUCGGAUUAUGUUCUUUUGCCAAACCUCAAAUACCUGACGUUAGACGGAAACCGGUUAACCGAAUUACCUUCAGGACUAAUGAACCUGAUCGACGUUUCUUCGGAAUUUAAGCUUUACUUAUCGAGAAACAAUUGGAAUUGCCAUUGUCAUUCGCAAUUUACUAAGGAUUGGUUACUUAGAAACAGACAAAAGAUUGCAGAUUUCUCCGAUAUUUACUGCACGAGAAAUUCGUCUUUCCUGUCUUUCACCGAAAUUGUUUCUAAUGAUCGAUGCACACAAAUUCCAGAAAGUAAUUUGGCGUCGUCGUUAAAUGUUUCGUGUACAAAAUGCGUGUUUCCUGACGAAGUUAGUUCUGUUUAUGGAUGGAAAAUCGCAGUUGCUGUUCUUACUUCGCUAAUGUUAUUAGGUGUGAUUAUUGUUGUUUCGAUUGUUUAUUGUCGCAGAAAAAAAAAUAUCGAGAAGGUGUCUAAUGAAGAAGAAGUGAUUUAUUACAAUGUGUACACUUGACAAAUUCUGUAAUUUCGACAAUUCAAAUAUAUGUAUUUUCAUCGAUUUAAUCAGUAC